AUGUCCUGUCUGCCCUGGACGAGGGCGCUGCCCUGGGCGCUGCUGCUGCUUGUCUCAGGCUUUCAGGUCCUGCCGACCCAGCCCUGGCCUUUCAACACAGAGGAGAGCAGGAAUGAGCAGGACCCCAUUGACAGGUACCUGCCCUUCACGGUGGAGUAUGCCCUGCACAUAUUCAACAUGCAGAGCAAGGACUCGCACGCCUAUCGGCUAUUGCAAGUGCUGGACUCCAGGAAAGAUAAGUGGAUUGAGAGUAUAGCGUUCUCCAUGAACCUGCUGUUGGGCCGAACCAAGUGUGGGAAAUUUGAGGAUGACAUUGACAACUGCCCCUUUCAAGAAAGGCCAGAACUGAACAACACCUUCAUCUGUUUCUUCACCGUCAGCAUCCAGCCCUGGCUCACCCGGUUCGAGCUCCUGAACAAGACCUGCUCAGAGGGGUUCCCCUGA
This is a messenger RNA of Nycticebus coucang (slow loris), 444 nucleotides long. Its product is annotated as cystatin-9-like. NCBI's taxonomy places the organism in Eukaryota, Metazoa, Chordata, Mammalia, Primates, Lorisidae. Gene Ontology annotation, molecular function: cysteine-type endopeptidase inhibitor activity. The record is from RefSeq and is a predicted model, not a curated record. Gene Ontology annotation, biological process: antimicrobial humoral response. The coding region runs from base 1 to 444 and encodes 147 amino acids. The transcript is spliced from 3 exons.